Molecule: messenger RNA, 1331 nt
Organism: Danaus plexippus (monarch butterfly)
Lineage: Eukaryota; Metazoa; Arthropoda; Insecta; Lepidoptera; Nymphalidae
Gene: Elp4
Product: elongator complex protein 4
Exons: 7
Coding region: 195-1280 (361 amino acids)
Biological process (GO): tRNA wobble uridine modification
Cellular component (GO): transcription elongation factor complex; elongator holoenzyme complex; cytoplasm
Source: RefSeq, a predicted model, not a curated record
UGUUUAAUGUUGUGAUGAUACAAAAUGUGCUCUGUUUUUCAUCUCUCCUACAAUACUUUAUACAAAACACGAAGUUUUGAACCUUUUCAUGAAAAAUAAAAACUGUUCAUUAAGUUUAAGACAGUUUUUUGUUAUAUACAAGAUAUUUUUUAGGUUUAUUGUUACAUAUUAUCAAUAUUGACUAUAAAUACGAUAUGUCGAGCUUUCAAAAAGCAGUUCCUCGAUCUAGUUUAAGUGGUACAAAAUUAAAAAAUAACAUUCCCUAUGUAUCUUCCGGAAUACCAUCCUUGGACUUUAUAGUCGGAGGUGGUCUACCUGUCGGUUCUAUUUUCGCCGUGGAGGAAGAUGUCUUAGGCAGUUAUAGCAGAGUUCUCUCAAAGUAUUUCCUAGCUGAAGGAGUUGUGUGUAAACAUGGCUUAUUUGUUGCUUCUGCAGAUGAAAAUCCCAAGUUAAUUAUCCAAGAGCUCCCCACACCCUGUACAGUACAAGAAGACAAAACAAAUCAAGAUGUUAACAGUGAGAUGAAAAUCGCCUGGAGGUAUGAAGGUCUGGGCCAAGUGGAGUCAUCGUUUGGAAGCAACACUAACUUCGGCCAUCACUUUGAUCUCAGCAGGCACAUGGAGGAGCUGGCUGUUAGAGAUGUUGAUUUAACUUAUUGUCACUUGAAACCGAGCAAUGGAAAGAGCAAUGGGUUUAGGAACUGUCUGUAUCAUGAUCUGUUGAAAGAAAUCGGAAAGGUUUUAUCCAAAGAAGAAUAUCGGAGCGGUAGUAAAAACAAAAAUAUACUUCGGAUCAGCAUCCAGUGUCUGGGUUCGCCCGUGUGGUUGGCCACUGACUGUGACCAUGACAGCAAGUACGGACAGGAUCUCAUUAAGUUGAUAUAUAGCUUAAGGGUUCUGAUCAGAGACACCAAUGCAGUUGUCUUCAUCACAAUUCCCGAGCAUCUGUUUGAAGAUAAUCAAAUAAUGAAAAGGCUUCUCUACUCUAUCGACAACGCGGUGCGGAUAGAGUCGUUCGCCGGUUCCAGUAAGGAGACCAACCCGGUGUACAGCGAGUACCACGGGCUGUUCCACAUCAGCAAGUUGUCGGGAGUCAGCUCCCUGGUGGCGUUCGUUCCUCCCAGCCUGGACCUGGCCUUCAAGCUGAAGAGGAAGAAGUUUGUCAUCGAAAAGUUGCACCUGCCGCCAGAACUCCAAGAGUCCAGCGAGCGCGAGCAGGACGACGUCACGGCCACGCCCGGCACCUGCGGCGGCUUCAAGAAGAAAGAUAUAGACUUCUAAUAACAGUUCUGUAUAACGAUGUUUGUAAUGAAAAUACACGAUACGAUCACA